This is a messenger RNA of Cloeon dipterum, 5072 nucleotides long. RefSeq names its product N-deacetylase and N-sulfotransferase sfl (gene sfl). The transcript is spliced from 15 exons. The coding region runs from base 379 to 3183 and encodes 934 amino acids. Lineage: Eukaryota; Metazoa; Arthropoda; Insecta; Ephemeroptera; Baetidae. Gene Ontology annotation, molecular function: deacetylase activity; heparan sulfate N-sulfotransferase activity. The record is from RefSeq and is a predicted model, not a curated record. Gene Ontology annotation, cellular component: Golgi apparatus.
GGUUUCUGUUUUGUCCCCUUUGCAUAGCUGGAGAGACGAGUAGGACGCAGGAUGGAUGAUUAAAGAGCAAAGUAUAAAUAUUACAACUUAGGUCACCAAGCGAGCUUACGCUCCAGUAGGAAAACUCGCGCAUCUCUAGGGCGACGAAGCCUCACUGGUUGCUGCCUCUCCUGUUGUGUUAUACUGUCGAUUGCUUAGUCUGAGAGAAAUAUUGCUGGUGCCAUGGGUGACAGAGACUACUUCAUGAUGCAGCUAAGAAAACACACCAAGUGGCGGAAGUAUGUGUUGUAAACAGCAAGUACGUGCUUUGAAAAAAGAAGAGCCCUCGAUGGAACACUCUGUUGCUGCUGACUCACCAAGUGCCAAGUAGAGACCGAAAUGCCGUCGGAUUAUGCAGCCGACGAUGACCAUGAGGCUCUGCUGGAGACGUGCUCAGACUCAACGCGCCCACACCUUGCGUCAGGGUGGGUGGGCGCCAAAAACAGGUGGAGGAAGCGUCAGGAUGGGCAACGCUGGCUCUCAGUUUGCUGGCACAGACUGGUGCAGAGCUGCCGCUUCCUCACCGCGCGCCGCUUCCUUACUGUCCUGCUGGUGCUGAUCACAAUGUCCAUCACCUACAAUAUUGUCAUCUUCUACUUUGAAAACCCUGUCUUCCCCAUCAGCAGUGCGUGGAAAGAGCCGAGACUUCUACCUUUGCAGAUCACUUGCUCAGCAUUGACUGAGACCAGGCGCAACCUGAGCAAGCAGCCUGAACACCGAUCCAUGACCAAGCUGAGGAUCGAUGCAAAGGUUCUGCUCUUUGUCGAAACAAUAUACUCCCGCCUCGGCCGAGACAUCGCGGAACUGCUGGUGCACAACAGGAUCAAGUAUAAGGUGGAUGUGGUGGGCAAGUCUCUGCCGGUGCUGACCAAUCUGGACAAAGGCAAGUUCGCGGUGAUCGUUUUCGAGAACCUUACCAAGUACCUCACUAUGGAUAACUGGAAUCGCGAGUUGCUGGACAAAUAUUGCCGAGAGUAUGGUGUUGGUGUGGUAGGAUUCCACCCAGCCAGUGAGGAAGUGCUGAUAGGUUCCCAGCUCAAAGGAUUCCCAAUCUUUGUGCACACCAAGAUGAACUUGAAGAACGCAGCCCUGAACCCAGCUUCAAACGUGCUGCGCUUAACGCGUGCUGGUGAGACAGCGUGGGGCAACCUGCCGGGCAAUGACUGGACUGUGUUCGCGCCGAACCACUCUACCUAUGAGCCGCUGGAGUGGGCUUCGCCGAAUUCAGAGCUUCCGUCUCCGUUUGUCAGUGAUCACGGCGCUGCGCGGCUACUGUACACGGUGGUGCAGGACCACGGCACCUACGACGGCAUCCAGCGCGUGCUCUUUGGCUCUGGGCUUGGCUUCUGGCUGCACCGGCUGCUCUUACUCGAUGCCCUGACCCACCUGAGCCAGGGCCAGAUCAGUCUCGGCCUCAACCGAUACGUACUUAUUGACAUUGAUGACAUUUUUGUUGGUGAAAAGGGCACCAGACUCAAACCACCUGACGUGGAGGCGUUGUUGUCAUCCCAAAAGAGAUUGCAAGCCAUGGUUUCUGGUUUCAAAUUCAAUUUGGGAUUCUCGGGAAUGUAUUUCCACCAUGGAACUGACGAAGAAAAUGCUGGAGAAGACUUAUUAAUGGAGCACAUUGACGACUUUUCGUGGUUUAGCCACAUGUGGAAUCACAAGCAACCGCACUUGUAUGACAACUAUACUCAUUUGGAGAUGGACAUGAAGCUGAACAAAAACUUUGCAACAGAGAAAAAUAUACCCACAGACUCAGGGUACUCUGUAGCGCCUCACCAUGCAGGCGUUUACCCUGUUCACGAAUAUCUGUACGAGGCGUGGAAAAAGGUGUGGAACGUUAAAGUUACCUCCACUGAAGAGUACCCGCACCUUCGACCGGCUCGCUUGAGGCGUGGAUUCAUCCACCGGAAUAUUAUGGUCCUGCCUAGACAAACUUGUGGCCUGUUUACACACACGUAUCUAAUAGAAAAGUACCCUGGGGGCCGUGAGAAGCUGGAUGAAAACAUUCAAGGCGGCGAACUCUUCCAGUCUAUCGUAUUUAAUCCAAUCAAUAUAUUCAUGACGCACAUGUCUAAUUAUGGGAAUGACCGGCUCGCCUUGUACACUUUUGAAUCUGUCCUCAAGUUUACACAAUGUUGGACCAAUCUGCGUCUACUCAGCACUUUGCCUGUUGAGCUGGGCGAAAAGUACUUUCAGAUGUUCCCAGAGGAGGAGGAUCCAAUUUGGGGGAACCCUUGUGAUGACUCGCGGCACAUAAAGACUUGGUCUCACAACAAAACGUGCCAGCAGCUACCCAACUUCCUGGUGAUUGGGCCGCAGAAAACGGGCACCACUGCCUUGUACUCAUUCCUUUCUAUGCACCCGAAUAUAAACAGCAAUUUGAACAGCAUAGAUACGUUUGAAGAGAUUCAGUUCUUCAAUGGGAAAAACUACUACCGGGGCCUUGAUUGGUACAUGGGCUUCUUUCCUGUUCCCAUCAACUCGAGUUCGCAGUACCUGUUUGAGAAGAGCGCCACUUACUUUGACGGCGAGCAGGUGCCAAAGCGGGCGCACGCUCUGCUACCGCAGGCGAAGCUGGUCACUAUCCUGAUUUCGCCUGCCAAACGGGCCUACAGCUGGUACCAGCACAUGCGCGCGCACGGAGACCAAGUGGCUCUCAACUACUCUUUCUAUGAGGUCAUCACUGCGUCUGAGUCCUCCAACAGACCACUGAGAGACCUCAGAAAUCGAUGCUUGCUGCCGGGAAAAUAUUCUCAGCACCUGGAGCGGUGGCUGACCUAUUAUAGUUCGUCGCAGUUGUUCAUCAUUGACGGGGAAGAACUGCGAACUGCGCCUGUAGAUGUUAUGAACAGUGUGCAGAAAUUCCUCAAGAUUACGCCUCCUUUUGAUUAUGCAACGCAUCUACGAUUUGAUAAAAAGAAGGGAUUCUACUGUCAAAUUAUCAAUGAAGAUAAAACCAAGUGCCUGGGGCGGAGCAAAGGUCGGAAAUAUCCUCAGAUGGAUGAGCGGUCUUUGAAGCUCCUUCAGAGAUAUUAUUUGUCACACAACACGGCUCUGGUGAAACUGUUGAAGAGACUGGGCCAUCAAAAUAUUCCUGGGUGGUUGAAAAUGGAUCUUAGCGACACUAUGGUGACCUGACAGCACGCCCGCGGCGCCAAGCGCGCGAAUAUGCCGUUCAAGCACCACAGACGACGGAAGGCCAGACUCCCUGUUUAGGACGCCCAGCCAGGAACUUCCUCAUAUUCAGCUAGUCAAAUUAUCACACUUGAUUUGCAAUUUAUUUAACAGCUCUUCGUUUUACCUAUUUUUACCGUGUAAAGCCUCUUAGCUCUGAGCAAUUGUGCCAUAUAUUUUUUUGGCCUAGCUUUCAUGAUGCCAGGUAAGAAAUUUUUUAAGCGAAUUGGUCAAUUACAAUAAUGAUUAGCGCCUUUAUGGAGCAAUUGUGCAUCAUCACGCCAUGAUAGUAGUAGAGUUUGUUUUAGGAAAAUUGAAUUUGCCGAUGAAAUCUUUAGAGCUUAUUGAUGUGAAUAUAUUCUAGCACGCAUAAUCAAAACGUCAAGUUAGUUGGCAUCACGGCGAAUUUGAUUCUAUUUUCUUACAAGUUAAUCCAUUUUAGAUUAUUUUGUUUCAGCGUCUUUAAGGUCUGGAAUAUUUGAGACUGGUUUAUUAAGUUAAAGAUUUUCACUGGAGUGGUUUUUUCUAAAUUCAGCAUUAUUUGUUGUUAUAUUCUCUUUAGAGACUUAUCUAAUUUCGCCAGCACUUUACUGCUGAACAAAUAUUUUAUAAAAUCGGUUUUCUGCCAUUGUACUGUGGCCUAAUUCGGAAGCAAUUCUGUUGUGAGCAGACCAAACAUAUCAAAAAUUUCUCCCGUCUUCGAUUGACAAACAGAAACCUUAACCUUAGCAAUUAUCCUUGCUACAUUAAUUUCUACUUUGAACACGGCAUUUAAGAAAUGAGUGUUUUUUCUUUAAGUCUUGUGAACGGGCGCAACACGUUUUGUUAAAAAAUCUCAAGAUUUCAAUUAAAUCUUCAUUUCACGGUUGAAAGAGAUAUAUGCUGUGCACGGUGCACAAGACCUGGCGCAACAGUCAGUUCACCACAAAAAUAUGCAAAUAAUGAUGUUUUUCCUGGGUUCUGCAUUUUAUGCGGUCAUGAAUCGUGUCUAUUGAAAGAGUGAAUGUUCAAACCUAACUGCCAGACUAAAUUUCUCUUCUUUAUCCUGGUAUUUAUUGUAUUUAAUUUUCAUUGUAACACGGCGCUGACCAAGUUGCUCUACUUAAUCUUCAUACUUCAUAUUUCCUUUGUCUUCUUUUCUGAGGGAAAACGUAACGGCAGCUAAUACUUAAUUCUGGAUGUUUGUUUCCACUGAAAUUGAAAGUUUAUUGGCAACAUUGAUGUCUCGCAGAUUGAAGCCAUCAAGGCUCAUCUUUGCAAACGCAAAAGAAGCACUCAAUACACUUGGACCGAAUUGUGUUGGCAAAAUAAGUAGUUACGCAAAUAAUCACGGCACCAACAUGCAUUUAAGUUAACACAAGACCGCGUGAGUUUAGGUAAAACACCGCAAAAAAAUUGUUUAUGAUCAACUUCAAGGAGAUUUGUUUUUAUAUUCAGAGAUGAAAUAAGAUAUUGAAACUUUCCUGUACAUGCCAUAUAUCAUCAAUGUUUAGUAUAUUAACUGACAGGAGCGGUUUUUCCGUAGAAGAAAAAAUAAUGUUUUGUAACCAAUGCAGCAGUAAUCAAUUUUGUGUGCAAUUACUUUUUUGACGGAAGUAUGUUAUACACUCUCACACGCAUUAUUCGUCAGCUCUCACUGUUGUUGCUUCGGGACAUUGUCAAUAUACAUAAUAUUAUAUACAUGAAUGACACACUCGGAUUAUAAAAAAGUACUAACGCUGCUGAGAGUAAGAUGUGAUUAAUAUGCGAAAUCCAUUAUUAAAAAUAAGGAAGCAGUAAUAAUUGAUGAAUAAUAGAGGAAUGUAUUUAAUGAAUGUUGUGUACAAAUGACAAUAAAACACAUUUUGAUGUAA